AUGUCAAGCGAAGAAUCAAAUAAUUUCAAACGACGAAGAGUAGCAAGAGCUUGUGAUACUUGUAGAAGAAAGAAAGUACGUUGCGAUGGUGUUCAACCUGGUUCCGAUCCUCCAUCCUGUACUAAUUGUAAAGCUUAUGGAUAUGAAUGUUCCUUUAUUGAUGCACCAAAAAAAAGAGGUCCACCAAAAGGUUACAUUGAAGCCUUGGAAACCAGACUUCAACGAAUGGAAUCUAUUCUUGGAGGAUUAGUACAAUCCGGAGAUUUACCAGAAGGAACAAUUAAUUCAAAUCUUGAAUGGAUUAAUGUUAAUGAAAAUGAUGGAUUAUCAAGUGAUAGUAAUGAAUAUAAUGGAUCACAAUAUGAUUUAAAUGAUAGUAUGGGUCAAUUAGCUAUAGAUGAAAAAGGUCAUACUAGAUAUUUAGGAAAUAGUUCAGGAAUAUUUUUAUUAAAAUUCACCAAAAAAAUUACUCAUGGACAAAUGAUAACAGUUCCCAGAGGAGAAUGGCAUACACCUUCAACUCGAAGAAUCGCUGCACCAGAUAUGACAUUAGAAUUACCACCUAAAGAAUUAUGUGAUUUAUUAUUAGAUACUUUUUGGAGAGAGAUUCAUCCUUACAUGCCUUUCAUUGAUAAACAAGAUUUUAUGGAAAAAUAUAAUAAUUUGGAAACUAAUUAUACACAUAUAAUAUUACUUUACGCUAUGUUUGCGGUGGCGGCUAGAUUUGUGGAUAAUCCAGCGGUACGAAGUGAUCCGGAUGCACCUUCUACUGCAGGUACUGAAUACUUCGAAAAAGCCAAAGAAUUACUUAAAGAUGAAUUUGAUAAUGCAACUAUACCUACAAUUCAAGCAUUAUUAAUAUUAACUGGUCAUCAACAAGGAGCCAAAAAUUCAACUACUUGGUUAUAUAGUGGAUUGGCUACUCGUCUUGCUCAAGAUAUGGGAUUACAUCGUGAUUCGGCUAAAUGGAAUUUGGAUGAUAGACAAUCUGAAGUUCGAAGACGAGUUUGGUGGUCUUGUGUUGUAGUUGAUCGGUGUGUUAGCGCCGCUUUAGGAAGGGUUUAUUUUGAUGUUCACCUUCCCGUCACGGGAAUAUUAUCUGACGAUCCUCCAAAUUCAGUUAAAGGAUUUGUUGAAAUGAUCAAAAUUAUUACAAUUUUGGGUAGAGUUCUUUCACAUAUCUAUGGAAUUAAAGCUACUAAAACCUUAAAUGGUAAUAAUGAUUCAGUAUUAGCAACUUUGGAUGCCGAAUUAAAUGAAUGGCAUGACAAUAUACCACAAGAAUUUAAAUAUGAUUCAACAAUGUCAUUUGGAGAUAUUGAAAGUAAUAGAAAAAUGUUUAUGCAUUUAAUUUAUUAUACUGUACAAAUUCUUUUACAUCGACCUCAUAUUCGUGGACCAAAAUCUAAAGCACCACCUUCAUCAAUUCCUUCGCUUACAAUAUGUACUAUGGCAGCUAAUAAUAUUACACAUAUAUUAUAUCGAUCAAUGAAAGACGGAUCAUUAAGAGUUAAUUGGAAUUAUGCAGCUUUUCCUUUCUUUACUGCAGCCACAAUGCAUAUUAUAAACGCUUUAAGUGGUGAUGAUAGAUUUAGAGAAGUAGCGAAACAUGGGUUAAGAAUGACUUUAAAAUGUUUAGAAUUUUUAAAACCAUAUUGGUUUGCUACUGAAAAAGUGAUACUUAUAUUUAAUGAAUUAAUUGCAGAUAAAAAUAUUAAUCUUUAUGGAAUUAAUGAUUUACAGAAUAAAUCAUCAAAGAAAUUUGUAAAUAUAGAAGAUAUGAUUUGUGGAUUACAUGAUAGUAGUUCAAGUUCGUUAGACAUGCCACGAGUAACAUUCGCACCAUCACCACCUUUAUCCAAUACAUCACAUGCAUCACCACGUGAAUCACCACAACAAACGCAACAUAAUUCACAUACAAUUCAAGAAUAUAAUAUAGCCAUGAGGCAACAACAACAACAAAUGGUUGACAUUAAUAAUGUUAAUCAUUAUAAUGAUUCUUCUAUAACAAUGAAUUAUGAUCAAAGUAAUUCACCAGAAUCAACCACAUCAUCAUCUGGAAGUGGAUUUAUGCAAUUCAAUAAUAAUGAAUUUAAUAUUUCAGAUAUUUCUCCCAAUAAUUCGCUUUUUGUACCAAAUGCUGAUGCAUUUUCUUCCGAUGUAUCAUCACUUUUAUUUGAUGGAGAUGAUCCCAUGGGUGAUAAUAAUCCAUUUUUAUCACUUCCUUCAGCUAUCGAUUGGACAGAAAAAAUGGAAGUUGACUCCAGACCAACUAGUGGUUCAUCAAGUAGAGAAAGUAGUACCAGUAGUGGAGGUUUCAGCUCUCAUAAUACAUCAUCAUCGAAAUCUUCUAUUCUCCUGGCUCAUCAAAAUGGUCGAAAUGGAUUAAUAAGAUGUUAUGGAAUUACGCAACAUCCCGAAACUAAAGAUUAUGCAAUAGUAAUUCGAUGUAUAGAAACAGACUUGAAAAGUUUUCUAUAUAAAGAUCAACCAUUUCCCGAAUACGAUUGGAAAACAAAAUUAGAAAUUAUCUCGAAUAUAGCUUUUACUCUUCAACGAAUUCAUGAUAGUGCAGAAGAAGUUUCACUUUGGGUACAAUGGUGGUUAGAUGUAUGUAAUGAACCAUCUUCUGAUAUUGCCGAAGAAUUUCAUAUUGCUGAUAAUGAAAGAAAAUUUAAAGAAGGUAUUACUUGGAUACAUCCAGAAGCAGUGUAUCAUAGACGACAUUUAGAUUUUCCAAGUUUACCGGAUCCAGAAAAUUUUUCAUCGGAAACCUAUUAUAAAAUGGUUUCAUUUUGUGCACGAAUUCAAUUAGAUUCUAAAGAUAUUUUCGGUAUUUAA
Molecule: messenger RNA, 2841 nt
Organism: Diversispora eburnea
Lineage: Eukaryota; Fungi; Glomeromycota; Glomeromycetes; Diversisporales; Diversisporaceae
Source: the annotation of a GenBank genome assembly